CAUCGCCUUUCACCCUCCGUAGGUGAAUUGGGAGAGGCAAGCCGAGGUGGGCAGCUUUGGCAUUGGUGUGAGAAGCCGACCGCUCAGGCACAUCGUCCCUGUUUGCCCUGAUGCCGGUAGUGACAAUCGCCGGAGAAUGCAUGCGUCGAACAUUCUGCGUUGGCUUCCGUACCUAUGUCAUGGCAAGGCGAAAAAGACCGCAAUCCGACCCGAUAGGAGCUUGACCCAACCUAUUUCUCUGGACUUUGAGUCGAUGUGUGUUUUGAUAUGCUUCAAAAUGUCUCACUAGCCGCCAUCAAAUCGGUCAGGACGGUUGUCAAUUGCUCAUCCUUGGCCUUCCGACUCCCGGCAACACUCCUUGUGCCACAUUCUGGCCCAUUCUGACCGUUACCAUUGUUCCUCCCAAUCGUCGCAUUAGGUGUGAGCUCACGUAAAGUGCUCCCUUACGAUGGAUUCUACGAAUGCGAAGAGUUGGGCUCCUGACCCUCAUAUGUCCCUUUCUACUCCCCAUUCUACGCAAAUUUCUCUUCAGAACUCCAAUCCACAACUCAGGCCAUCGCUUACACCACGGACCAUGGCGUUUCCGACUGAUGACCCACCGACCAACGGCGCCGACGGUGUUCAGGGCUGGGAAGACGUUUUUGCUGCCCUCCCUAGUGGUGUCUCGACCAUGUCUUCAUUCUACGACUGUGUCCCGAAAGGGGAUCCAGGCGGCCCUCCGAACACUUCCUCCUCAUAUGUCCCUACUGAAGAGGAAUUUCUGAAUUAUACUGCAAUCCCUUCAUAUGCGUCCGGACCCACCAACGAUGUAUACGGAGCCAGGUGGCCUUCGGCGGCAGAUGUGACUUGCCCUCGGCGAUUUCCAGAUCUCGCUCAACGAAGUCCAUUUAACUCAGUCGAAGACUCGUUCCCUCCUUCCGUAUAUCAAAUCCAAACGCCGGAGAUAUCAAACAUCCAAACAGAUCGAUCGAGUACUUUCCCUGGAUACUUGCCCUUUGACCCAAGCGCCUCGGGGACGGUGCAGGUAAAAGAGGAAUAUCCUUCACCUGCUGCGGAUGAACCAAGUUCUCUUAGUCCAUCCGAUGGAUAUGGCACAGAAUUCAAGCCUUCCGCAGGCUUCACUAGUGCGAAUGCCGAAGUCAAAACCCCUCCGCGAAAUGGGGAAGACUCUGCUGCCGAAAAGGAGGAGCCCUACGCAAAGCUGAUCUUUCGAGCGCUCUUGCACGCACCAAAUCACACCAUGAUUCUUCGCGAUAUCUACACCUGGUUCCGGCAGAACACCGAUAAAGGCAAAGAUCCCGACACCAAAGGAUGGCAAAACAGUAUCCGGCAUAACCUUUCGAUGAAUGGGGCAUUCAAGAAGGUUGACCAACCGUUUGGGGAUGAAACGAAGAAAGGGUUCAUGUGGCGGUUGGACGAAGACGCGGUCCGAGAAGGUGUCAAAUCCACGACUCGAUUUCGUACCAAGCAGGGGAAUAAGCGAAAUGGACGAUCCCACCAUCCUGCACCUCAGCGGCAAGCGUCAGGAGCAAAAGGCGGACAAGCUACGAAACGAAACGCUCGCUUGCGCCGCUCAGGAAAACUCGACCGAAUGGAUGAAGUUCCAUCGCUAAACAUGACGAAUCCCGCUUACCGCUAUUCCUAUCCGCAUGGAUUGCCUCAAGUGGACCUGCCAUCCCAACCGAGUUUCGCGUACGAUGCGCACGAUCUCCUUUUCACGACUUCCACCCCCCCACUCACUGCUCCUUCACCAUACUACACUCCCCCGAGCCAGCCGUCACCAUACCACGAAGAUCCAGGCAUGGUCGCCAGUCGACCUCAGACCUCCGCAGCUGCCACAGAUGAGCGGACCCCUCCGACUCCUGUAUCCUCAGUCUUCGGUGAACACAAAUUCAGCCCGGCUGCGCUGGAUGGUAGUGCGGCUGCAUCACCGAUCCAUGAAGGGAUCAACGAAGGGAUCCAUGCGCUGGAGUUUAAACUCAAGCCAGGGGAGCCGCUCUUCUACGACAGUCCUCCAUCGGAUACCAACUCGCCCGUAACGCCGCAAUCACUUGACUGGCAGAUGGAUCUGGCGAGCAUGGUGCCAUCCACCUUCGAUCCCCCACUGUGCCACGACGACUUCAACCGGUGGCUCUGAUGAGAAACGUUUAUGCAACACCACCAUUGCUUUCAAUUACGCGACUGGUUACCGUCAAGUCAAGAGACGACCCUCCUUAUGGCGUGACGAAUCAUAUGUACAUCUGAUAUUAAUGACAUUCAUGACCUGCAUGACCAAGUUAUGGGAUCGUGGAACUCGGGAAUUUCCACAAAGGUUGGAACAAAUC
Messenger RNA from Eremomyces bilateralis CBS 781.70, 2324 nucleotides. RefSeq lists its product as uncharacterized. Gene Ontology annotation, biological process: regulation of transcription by RNA polymerase II. The record is from RefSeq and is a predicted model, not a curated record. NCBI's taxonomy places the organism in Eukaryota, Fungi, Ascomycota, Dothideomycetes, Eremomycetales, Eremomycetaceae. The coding region runs from base 449 to 2137 and encodes 562 amino acids. Gene Ontology annotation, molecular function: DNA-binding transcription factor activity, RNA polymerase II-specific; RNA polymerase II cis-regulatory region sequence-specific DNA binding. The transcript is spliced from 2 exons.